Molecule: messenger RNA, 450 nt
Organism: Rhizoctonia solani
Lineage: Eukaryota; Fungi; Basidiomycota; Agaricomycetes; Cantharellales; Ceratobasidiaceae
Product: guanyl-specific ribonuclease F1
Exons: 4
Coding region: 1-450 (149 amino acids)
Molecular function (GO): RNA binding; RNA nuclease activity
Source: RefSeq, a predicted model, not a curated record
AUGGUCGCUCUCAAGCCCUUCGUAGCCUUGGCACUCUCCGCUAUAGCACUCGCAUUCCCAACUCCUACUACCGAAGUAUCUGAUUUGGCUAAACGAACAAUUAGUGGGUCAGCAUCAGGGAAGUGUGGAAGGAACGCGUUUACCUCCACACAAGUCGAGAGAGCCGCCUCGGCAGCCGCCAGUCGCGUUGCCCAAGGCCCACCUGGGCAGAUUGGUAAAAACAAGUAUCCCCAUAGAUUUAACAAUAGAGAGGGUUUCGUGUUUUCACCUAACUGCAAGGCCCCUUUGUUCGAGUUCCCUAUUUUCCAAAACAAAGUAUAUACUGGUGAAAGCCCCGGUCCUGAUCGGGUUAUCAUCGGCAGUAUAAGGGGCUCAGAUGCGGCGUACUGUGGUCUUAUUACGCACACGGGUGCUCAGGGGAAUAACUUUGUACAAUGCGAAUCCGGUUGA